This is a messenger RNA of Haemonchus placei, 1548 nucleotides long. Lineage: Eukaryota; Metazoa; Nematoda; Chromadorea; Rhabditida; Trichostrongylidae. The record is from the annotation of a GenBank genome assembly.
AUGCUCGGUUCGGAGCCUGAGCCGCCGCUGCUCUCGCGGAUCGUUGGAAUUCCACCGCCACCGCCACCACCACGAGCCCCGUCAACAGCGCUUCUACGUCGACCGACACCGGCCGUCGGACAGAAACCUGCACAAAAGCCGUCACCGAACAAAUACAACGAAAGCCCGUACAAGGAUAAACAGCGUACUCCACUAGAAAAAGCCCGGCAUCUCGACAACCUUCCGUCAUAUCAGGCACAAAAACUUCUUGACGGCUCACAUCAACUACGCAUAGACUCGCACCACGUUGGAGCUCCUGGCCACGGCGCAGGCCACGGUCAUAAGAAGGAGUUUGGUCCUGCGAUGAUUCUCUACUAUCUUGCAUCCGCAUUCCGAGCCCUCUAUCCACGUUUAGACGACGAUUUCGUCGACAAGCUCAAUUAUUACUACACUACAACAAUAUGUCAUGUACGGAUUCUCGUCGAGACUUCAUCGUUUUCAGGUUUCCCUAUUCAAUGCUGGGUUCCAGCAACAUUCACCGACGCUAUGGAGCAAUACACAGAGAAUUAUUGUUGGGUGCAAAACACCUAUUGGGUACCAAUGCAGGAGGACAUCCCGCGCGAAAUUUACUCGCGACGUAAUCGACAAAUUGGCUAUUAUCAAUGGGUGCCUUUCAUACUGGCCAUCGAAGCCCUUCUUUUUUAUGUGCCAUGCAUACUUUGGCGAGGCCUGCUGUAUUGGCACAGCGGUAUAAACUUACAAGGUCUUGUACAGAUGGCAUGUGACGCGCGUUUGAUGGAUUCUGAAGUGAAGACGAGAACCGUCUACACCAUGGCACGUCAUAUGCAGGAUGAAGUGCAGUUAACAAACGUCGAUCGGUCAGGUCACUCACGGACGUGUUUCUCACAUAUGCAAAUAGGAGCUAACUGUGGGAGGCAUUGCGGUUGCUAUGUCACUAUGCUCUACAUUGGUAUCAAAAUUCUCUAUUCGGCUAAUGUACUGCUACAAUUUUUUCUCUUGAAUCAUCUUCUCGGCUCCAAUGAUUUAGCAUAUGGCUUUUCAUUGUUGAAAGAUCUCAUGCACGAAAUUGAAUGGGAACAAACUGGAAUGUUUCCCCGAGUAACCUUAUGCGAUUUCGAGGUGCGUGUGCUCGGAAACAUUCAUCGGCACACUGUUCAAUGUGUCCUUAUGAUUAAUAUGUUCAAUGAGAAGAUAUUUUUAUUUCUGUGGUUUUGGUUCUUAACCGUUGGUGUUAUCACUGUGUUUAAUACCUGUUAUUGGAUAUUAAUUAUGUUUAUACCAAGUCAGGGCAUGUCCUUCGUUCGAAAGUAUUUGCGUGUACUUGCCGAUCAUCCCGCAAAGCCGAUUGCUGACGACGUCACAUUAAGGAAAUUCACUAACAACUUCUUGCGAAAAGAUGGGGUCUUCAUGUUACGCAUGAUCUCGACACAUGCCGGUGAAUUAAUGAGUAGCGAAUUGAUAUUAGCAUUAUGGCAAGAUUUCAAUAAUGUUGAUCGGACGCCGACUCAAUUCUGGGAUGCCGAACAUGGACAAGGCACACUUGACUAA